Thalassophryne amazonica is the source of this 1708-nucleotide messenger RNA. It is a transcript of the gene kcnj8, whose product is annotated as potassium inwardly rectifying channel subfamily J member 8. Lineage: Eukaryota; Metazoa; Chordata; Actinopteri; Batrachoidiformes; Batrachoididae. The record is from RefSeq and is a predicted model, not a curated record. Gene Ontology annotation, cellular component: plasma membrane. Gene Ontology annotation, molecular function: ATP-activated inward rectifier potassium channel activity. Gene Ontology annotation, biological process: potassium ion import across plasma membrane; regulation of monoatomic ion transmembrane transport.
AGCAGACUCUGGUCUGACCGGGUCCGGACUCAGGAUUCUGGUCUACGUCAAUAGAGGAACCAUCCCAGUCCUCAGAGGAGCGCAGCGGAGGCGCUGUGCUGCCAAACAUGCGCAGAUUAACAGGCAGUUAGCGCGUCUUUGAUCGCCUUUUCUGCAGGUGGCCUCUGUUUUUCCGUGCGUCAGGACGCACUGACCACAAACUAAAACUUGGCUUGCUGUGAUUUUUCUUUUCUGAUCACCAUUGGAUCAGCAGAAGAUGUUGGCGAGAAAAAGUAUAAUCCCAGAUGAGUUUGGUCUGCUGGGACUUGUUUCUCGGAUGCCGCGUAAACCGGUGUUCAGGGACCGCGUGAACAAAGCGCGCUUCAUCGCCAAAAACGGUUCGUGCAACUUGGCGCACAAGAACAUCCGCGAACAAGGCCGCUUCCUGCAGGACGUCUUCACCACUCUGGUGGACCUGAAAUGGCGUUUUACGCUCGUCAUCUUCACCACGACGUUCGUCAGCAGCUGGUUGCUGUUCGCUAUGAGCUGGUGGCUCGUAGCUUUUGCGCACGGAGACCUGGACCCUGAGCACAACGGAACCCACUGCGUCACCAAUGUCAAGUCCUUCACCUCAGCUUUCCUGUUCUCAAUCGAGGUUCAGGUGACCAUUGGCUUUGGAGGACGGAUGAUUACAGAACAGUGUCCAACUGCAAUCACCGUCCUCAUCUUGCAGAAUAUAGUGGGACUCAUCAUCAAUGCCAUCAUGUUGGGAUGCAUCUUUAUGAAGACGGCACAGUCCAACCGGCGAGCAGAGACACUGAUCUUCAGCCGCCAUGCUGUCAUUGCAGUGAGGAACAACCGCCUGUGCUUCAUGAUUCGCAUCGGAGACCUGAGGAAGAGUAUGAUUAUAGGAGCAACUGUCAGGUUACAAGUGGUGAGGAAGACGACUACACCUGAGGGCGAAGGAAGUGUUCCAAUCCACCAGAUUGAUGUCCGACGGAGAAACGCUGUGGCUGGCAACAGCCUGUUCCUCCUCGCACCACUUAUCAUCUGUCACAUUAUUGACAAAACAGGUAAGAGUCACAUUCCACUGUACGAGCUGUCGGCCAUGGAGCUGCAGUGUAGUGACCUGGAAAUAAUAGUCAUACUGGAGGGCGUGGUGGAGACGACGGGCAUCACCACACAGGCCCGGACUUCCUACAUAGCCGAAGAGAUCCAGUGGGGCCACCGCUUUGUUCCCAUAGUAACAGAGGAAGAGGGUGUGUACUCUGUGGAUUACUCCAAGUUUGGCAACACAGUGAAGGUAGCAACACCUUGCUGCAGCGCCAGAGAACUGGAUGAGAAGCCUUCCAUCUUGAUCCAGACACUUCAGAAGAGCGAGCUGUCUCACCAGAACUCACUGCGGAAACGAAAUUCCAUGCGUCGGAACAACUCUAUCCGUAAAGGAGGCAGUGGAAGCCUGCGAAGGAACAACUCUGGCCUGUCAAAAGUCCAGUUCUUUACUCCAACCGAAGGAGGUCAAAGCCUUAAUGCUGUCACCUGACACAAGGUCUGGAUCGUGCUGGCUGUGCUUUCUGGUCAGAAAGUGGUUUGUGGGUAUUAGCGUAUCACAUUCCCUUGUCUGACUUUUUCUUUUCCCUGCCUUGUUUUGUCUUGUCUUUCACCAUGCUUAAAAUUAUUCUAACAGUGACUGUGCUCACAGCAAAUAUAAUUUAGCUUUUAUUCACAA